UUUGUUGUUUUCUUCUUCAAAACUAGUUAAAUUUUUUUUCAGUGAACCAUUUCAUUGAACACUUUAUUCCUCGAAAGCGGAGUCCAUUGCAAAGCCCAAGAAAUAAACAAAUUUCCAAGAAAUGAAACAGAAAACGGAUAUUGACGAGGAUGUCUCAUCCAUAUGCGAGUCUACGGCCUCCUUGACGGAAGGCUGUAGACUUUCUGUGCGAAUGCACAAGACAGACGAUUGGCCACUGGCCGAGAUAGUUAGCAUAAAGGAACACGAUGGAAAGCGACAGUUUUAUGUUCAUUAUGUGGAUUUUAACAAACGUUUGGAUGAAUGGGUAACUGAGGAAGAUCUGGAUACACGAAAGGUGCAAUUUCCCAGACGUGAUGGCACCCAGACAGGAGCCAGUACUGGGGUAACAACACCGAAAAAAUUGCUUUCGGUGACUGGUAGUGCAUCGCGACCAACUUCCCCACAACCUGGAGCUGGUGAAGUGGUUAAUGGUAAUGCGGUUCUAGCAGCUGCUUUGCAAAAGAAAAUUAACCGCAAACGAAAGGUUGAUAAAAUUAUACCAACGCCUUUGCCACCAGCCCCUACAGUAGUUCCCGAAAGUACACCGGCAGCGACAGCAGUUGUGGUGCCAGUCAACGAAGAGGUCUCUCAAGAUGGCAAAAGUGCCACACCACGCCAAUCCGGCAGUAUGGUCAGCAUACAUCAGGACGAUGUAGUGACACGUAUGAAAAACAUAGAAAUGAUAGAACUGGGCAAACAUCGUAUCAAACCUUGGUACUUCUCACCUUAUCCCCAGGAAAUUUGCCAAAUGCCCUGCAUCUACAUCUGCGAAUUUUGCUUGAAAUAUCGCAAAAGUCGAAAAUGCCUAGAACGACACUUAGUAAAGUGCAAUCUUCGUCACCCGCCUGGCAACGAAAUAUAUCGCAAGAAUACGAUAUCUUUCUUUGAAAUCGAUGGACGCAAAAACAAGGUUUAUGCCCAGAAUUUAUGUUUACUAGCCAAACUUUUCCUUGAUCACAAGACUUUGUACUAUGACACAGAUCCCUUUCUGUUCUACGUAAUGACAGAGUACGAUAGUAGGGGUUUCCACAUAGUUGGCUACUUCUCCAAGGAAAAAGAAAGCACAGAAGAUUACAAUGUUGCUUGUAUUCUCACAAUGCCACCGUAUCAACGCAAGGGAUAUGGAAAGUUGUUGAUUGAAUUUAGUUAUGAAUUAUCCAAAUUUGAGGGAAAGACGGGAUCUCCGGAGAAACCACUUUCCGAUUUAGGUCUACUUUCGUACCGGUCUUACUGGGCCCAAACAAUACUGGAGAUAUUUAUUAGUCAAAAGCCAAACAGUGAUGGGGAGAAACCCACAAUAACAAUUAAUGAUAUUUGUGAGGUGACUUCAAUUAAAAAGGAAGAUGUCAUAUCCACAUUACAAAAUCUCAACCUGAUCAACUAUUAUAAGGGCCAAUACAUUGUCUGCAUAAAUCGUGAAACCAUUGAUCAACAUAAAAAAGCCAUGGAAAAACGCAAAAUCCGUAUUGAUUCAAAAUGCCUGCACUGGACACCCAAAGACUGGUCGAAACGUUCAAAGUGAAAGAAUAUCAGCGCAUUCCCCCUAACAUAAUCCUGGCUGGCAAUCGAAAAAACAGACAGUUCUCUAACACGCAAUCUAACCGCUUUCUGGUAGAGAAAUAAAAAAAAGUAGAAAUUAA
This is a messenger RNA of Musca domestica (house fly), 1700 nucleotides long. It is a transcript of the gene Tip60, whose product is annotated as histone acetyltransferase Tip60. The coding region runs from base 122 to 1582 and encodes 486 amino acids. The transcript has 6 exons. NCBI's taxonomy places the organism in Eukaryota, Metazoa, Arthropoda, Insecta, Diptera, Muscidae. Gene Ontology annotation, biological process: regulation of DNA-templated transcription. Gene Ontology annotation, molecular function: histone acetyltransferase activity. The record is from RefSeq and is a predicted model, not a curated record.